This is a messenger RNA of Perca fluviatilis (European perch), 1160 nucleotides long. It is a transcript of the gene emc10, whose product is annotated as ER membrane protein complex subunit 10. The record is from RefSeq and is a predicted model, not a curated record. Bases 68 to 820 code for a protein of 250 amino acids. Gene Ontology annotation, cellular component: EMC complex. The transcript has 8 exons. Lineage: Eukaryota; Metazoa; Chordata; Actinopteri; Perciformes; Percidae.
GAAAACACUCCGGAAGUGCUACUGUUGUAGAACGCUUGACUGUCUUCUGGUGUCUAUUUCUGUCAAAAUGGCUCGUCCGCUACCAUUUAAAAUUGCCGUUGUUUCCAGUGUUUUGUUUAUCGUAUGCACGAAUUUUGUACGUUGUAAUAACGGCAGAAAGGUUGGCGAUGUCAUGGACACUGAAUUAAGUGGUUUCUCCGUACCUCUUGAACACUCAUUUGAAGUCGAUGAUGUCGCAAAGUUUCGAGUGCGCGGAGCACUGGUGUUAAAAGCUGGAAGGGAGCCCAGCGUCUCACUAACUCAGAGCCAGCUAUCAGAGGAAGACAGAACCAAACUGAAGGAAGUGGCUGCAGUGGACGGUCUGUACAGGGUCAGAGUGCCUCGUGUUUUCCUGCAGGCAGACAGACAGACAGAGCGGCAGAUGGAAGGUUACCUCACAGCAUUUGUCAGAGCCUGUGCCAUGGUUGAGUCUCAUCUGAGCGAUGUCAUCUCCCUCCACACUGACGUCUCUGGCUACCUCAUCGGUGUCUCCAUAGUGACGUUACCUGGAGCCUGCAGGGGCACUGAGGUUGAGGAUGAAGUUGAUCUUGAGGUUUUCAACACCACACUCAGCAUAAUGGCUCCUGUCAAUGCACCAGGACCUGAGACAGCUCUGUUCCUUGAGCGAAUGGAAAUGGAAUCUGAGAAGAAAGGGAAGAAUCCACAAGAGCAGAAAUCUUUCUUUGCUAAAUAUUGGUAUUUGAUUCUGGGAGGUGCAAUCUUCCUCAUGGUCACCAACUCAGCACAGCCCCCAGCAGGGGGAGGCAGAGAGCAGAGCUGAUUCCCGCUGAAUGGAUGUACAUCGUGCCUCUCGUUCUCUUCCUCAUGAUGUCUGGGGCUCAGGACCAAUCAGGCGGAGGAGCCGGGGGUGGAGCAGCCAAUGGAGGCGGCCGAUGAUCAACACGCAACAGCUUCUUUUUCUCUUUUUUUGGUGAACAUUUCCUGGACAAUAAUUCUCUUUAACAGAUUUUAAUUGCUGUACAUAAUGCUAUUUAAGUAGAAUACAUGUCUGACACACACACAUGCUUAACUUAAACUUGUACAUCAUAAAGGAGAUAUUGUGCCCUGCAGGUGACUGCAUUUUUAAUACUAAUGUGAAAAUAAAGUAUUUAUUACUUGAA